UGGAUGGUCAGCCUCCCCUCCUUCCCCUUCUACCACCAUCCCUCCUCCUUUUGCCUGCUGCCCGCCCUCCGCCGCUUCUCUUCCAACGCAACAAUGCCGCCCCUCUCGCUUGUCGGGACUGUCAUCCGCUCGGCCAUGCAGAAGACCGUCACCGUGGAGGUUCCCCGCUACUACAACCACCAUCUUUACCGCAAGGCUAUCCUCUCCAAGAAGAAGUACCUUGUGCACGAUGAGAAUGGCUCUUGCGAGGUGGGUGACCGCGUUCGGAUUGAGAACUGCCGCCCGAUUAGCAAGCGCAAGACCUUCCGUGUGACCGACAUCAUCGAGAAGGUCCCGAAGUAUGUUUGCCCAGAGACUGGCCAGGUCUUCACCCCGUUCAACAUCCACCAUUCUCAGCACGAUUGAGAAACUCCUUUCUCCCUUCCUCUGCCAUGUGUUCCUUCGGGUUCCUGGAGAGCAUCUCUCUGUGUCCCCCUUUUCCAGCAUGUUGUCGCGACCUGCCUUCCUCCCCCCCCCCCCACCCCGCAAGUUGGCCCCGACUCGCGUGCCCCUUUCCCAUCGCUCUCCUUUCUUCAGUUUCCUUCCCCCUCCUAUAGAGUCCCCCAGACACACCCGCCCGCACAUACUUUGCCUUGUCAGCUUGCGGCAUCGCUCUCUCUCUCUCUCUCUCUC
Messenger RNA from Fonticula alba, 672 nucleotides. Its product is annotated as 30S ribosomal protein S17. Gene Ontology annotation, cellular component: mitochondrion; ribosome. Lineage: Eukaryota; Rotosphaerida; Fonticulaceae. The transcript has 3 exons. The record is from RefSeq and is a predicted model, not a curated record. The coding region runs from base 4 to 405 and encodes 133 amino acids. Gene Ontology annotation, biological process: translation. Gene Ontology annotation, molecular function: structural constituent of ribosome.